Messenger RNA from Oncorhynchus gorbuscha (pink salmon), 3850 nucleotides. RefSeq names its product histone-lysine N-methyltransferase PRDM9-like. The record is from RefSeq and is a predicted model, not a curated record. Gene Ontology annotation, molecular function: protein binding; histone methyltransferase activity. NCBI's taxonomy places the organism in Eukaryota, Metazoa, Chordata, Actinopteri, Salmoniformes, Salmonidae. The transcript has 6 exons. Gene Ontology annotation, cellular component: nucleus. The coding region runs from base 479 to 3340 and encodes 953 amino acids.
AAUUGCGAUACCAGCUACCCAUGAAUGGUUGCGGUCCGCCAUCAAAACAACUUGAAGAAGGAGAAGCUACUCGUGAAUUUUCUCCUCAAAAGUCAAAUCCGUUUUCCAAAAUUGACAUACACUAGUAUCUAAAUGAUAACGAAGAUUAUUAGCAAUUACAGGUUUCAAGAAGCUCAGGUUUCCAGGUGUGUCAAUAUUAUUUUGAACACUAGCUAUCUAUCUUGCAAGAUAAUGCUAAUUCCACAUUGCUAGCUAGCAUUUUUGUAUGUAGCUUGCUAGCCAACAACAUUGUGCAUUUUGACAUUUAGAUGUUGUAUUUUCUUUAGUAGCUAAUGCACUGUUAAAUUAAUUCGUGAAAUUGGUAUAAUAUCAGGACAAAUUGCUUUUGCCAUAGUUUUAUCACACAGGGUGAAGGUUUUGUCCUGAUACAUGGCUGUUGUGCUUGCUAACACUGUCAUUGCUACGCUACUAACCGAAUAUGGAGUCUAUAGUGAUGUCUGAAGAAGUGAUCGUCGUGGAGUGGGCAGAUCCUGGUGUGUCAGAGGAGGGAUGCCAAGUCCAAAUCAUUACAGACAACCCCUCUGCAGUGUUCUCUGACAGCCUGGUCCAGAAUAUAUUGGUGAACACUGUGGUGCAAGGCCAAGAGGAGGGUCAUCAACUACUAGAUGACAACGGUAAUGACCUCUAUUGUGAGGAGUGUCAUACCUCCAACAAAGACCAGUGUGAUGUCCAAGGUGGUCUGUCCUUCAUGCUGGACUCUCCCACUCCAAUGGGUAUACCCCAGAGGGCCCUCCUCACCCUACCCCAUGGGCUGGUGGUAGGCAGGUCCAGUAUCCCAGGGGCAGGCCUGGGGGUCCUAAACCAAGGGCCAGCUGUGGCCCCAGGAAUGCACUUUGGCCCCUGUGAGGGGGAGGUGACUACCAGGGAAAGAGCAGUAGCAAGUGACUAUUCCUGGGAGGUCUGGAACAGUAAGAGUGAAUCUGAGUACAUCGAUGCUGCACGAGACACUCAUUCCAACUGGAUGAGGUAUGUUAACUGUGCUCGUAAUGAAGAGGAGGGUAAUCUCAUAGCACUCCAGUACAGGGGGAUUGUUUUCUUCCACUGCUGCCGCUCCAUCCUCCCAGGAGAUGAGUUCCUGUUUUGGCCUGGGGGCAGAUUCAUCGAAAGGUUUAGGGACCCCUCUGACCAAAUCUGGCUCCGAAAGUGCACCCCUUCAGAGUUUAGAACAGAUUUGUCGUCUCAGGUUUUCCUCUGCUGUCAGUGCCAGCUUACUUUCACCACCAAGUCCUACCUUCAAAAACAUACAGAGAAAUCACACUCUCUGGACCUAUCACCUGCGUCUGAACUGAGUGAGCUUGACAAUCACCUUUCUAACGGCAAUGUAAAGCCAGACCCGAUGUCGUCGUCCUCUGUAGUGGAGUUGGCCUACCGGUGCCCUCAGUGUCCUAAGAGCUUUAAGCAGAAGGGCCACGUCCAGAGACACAUGCGAAAUGUCCACUCCAAGGUGAAACCGUACUGCUGCAUCCAUUGUAGGAGGUGUUUCGCUCAGCUGUCUUGUCUGGCCAGGCACCAGAUACGAGUUCAUGGAAAGAAGAAGAAGCAGGGAAUAGAAGAGUUUAUGUCUGAAGAGGUCAGAGGGAAGAGUCAGCCACCCACUGACAGGACCCAGGAAAUAGAGUCCUCCACCUCCGAUGCUCCACCUACAGGGACCUCGGUCUUAUUCCCGUGUCCUCAUUGCCCAUUCUCUUCUACUGUGGAGAGCAGCCUUUGUCAGCACAUGAAGAGCCAUGACCAAAGGGAAAAGGUCAUCAAAAUGCAGGCUUUUGUAGAGGUCAGAGGGGAGAGCACCCAUAAACCUGAAUCCCCUGAACUCCCCUCUGAUGCUCUACAUACAGAGCCUCAGACAGAUGAGCCGGCACAAAGAGGUGGGGAGGCCAACAGCUGCUCUCAGUGUGGGAAGCGCUUUAAACAGAAGGGUCACUUCCAAAGACACAUGCGAGCUGUCCACUCCAACGUCAGACCCUACUGCUGCCCCCAGUGCAGGAAGUGUUUUGCUCAGGGGUAUGACCUGGCGAGGCACCAGCUAAGAGUUCACGGAACGAAGAAGAAGCAUCGAGUAGUAGAGGUCAGAGGGGAGAAUCUGCCCCGGCCGCCCUCUGACAGCGCCUGGGAACCGGAGCCCCCCUCCAAUGAUUCACCUACAGAGACCCAGACUGGAAGAGCUCCCUCUCAGAGACUAAGAAACCUCAGAGUAAAGUCCACUAGGACCUCUAAAGCCAAAACUAAGACAAACGCACCAAAACAAAGACAAAUCAGUACCAAGAAGAGAACCCAUUCAGAUCCUGAUUCAGAUGAUCUGGACAUGGAGAAGGAGGGAGAGGCUGUUGGAGAGGAGGCCCAGUACAGCUGCACUGAGUGUCAGGGAACCUACGACAACCCAGAGUCUCUCAGAUCCCAUCAGUGCAUCCAAGUCGUGGUGGGGCCGCCGCCGUAUUCUUGCUCUACAUGUGGGGUUACCUUCAAACGGUACACCACUCUGAAGAAGCACAAGCUCAACAAGCACCCGAAGGAAAAUAUGCGUUAUUGCUGCACCCGCUGUGGAAGGUUCUUCAGUCAGGCUGCCGGUCUACAGCGCCACCUGGAGGCAGAAGUAUGUAAGGACAUCCAGCUGAGCUCUGAAGCUGUCCCCUGCUCCUACUGCCAAUUCUCCUUCACCGAGGAGAGGUACCUCCGGAAGCACGUUAAGAGACACCACCCUGAGGAGUAUGUCUCUCAAGCCUCAGGCCUGGGCUCAGGCCUCAUUCCGCCAGAGCAGAAGGCCGUGGAGGGGGGAGAGGUCCACCUCUGCUUUCAGUGUGGGAAGAGCUACAAGUAUGUUAAAUGCUUCAAAUCUCACAGGUGUUUCCAGUCAGUCACAGCCAAACGGUACUUGUGCAAUGACUGUGGGAAAGGUUUCUCUUGUUUCUACAGCCUUAAGCAGCAUCAGCGGAUUCACACGGGAGAGAAGCCAUACCGCUGUUCUUAUUGCGAGAAGUGUUUUAGCCACUCUGGACAGCUGAAUGUGCACGUGAGGAUACACACAGGGGAGAAGCCUUUCCUGUGUACAGAGUGUGGAGAGACCUUCCGUCAGUCUGGGGAUCUGAAGCGCCAUGAGAGAAAACACACUGGGGUGAAACCAUGUACCUGUCCUGAAUGUGGGAAAAGCUUCAGUAGACCUCAGAGUCUGAAAGCUCACCAGCUGCUGCACAACGGAGAGAAACUGUACAAGUGUGAUCAGUGUGUCAAAAGGUUUUCACGAAAUUAUCACCUGACGAGACACCAUGAAAAGAUGCACUCAUAAUUUGGCUGCACCACACACACUUUACUACUUGGUUAAGUUUAUCUUUCUGUAGCAGAGCAACAUUCACAGAUCAGAAUACCAUACUAUUUACAACACAAGUACAAGCAUGUGAUUUGUGUUUUAUUAUUGCUUGACCCCACUAACGCGCUCGUGUUUGAAUGGAAGCAAGCCCCUGUGGAAAGCCUUCCCAGAAGAGUGGAGGCUGUUGUUGCAGCAGAGGGGGACCAAAUUCAUGCGCAUGAUUUUGGAAUGAGAUGUUUGACGAGCAGGUGUCCAUACUUUUGGUCAUGUGAUGUAUCUUUUGUACCUGGAGGACAAUUCAGUUUGUAAACUGAAGAUGAGGGAAAUAGAAAAUGAAUUUUAAAAAUACUGACUUCAUUAUCACGGUUCACCAUUUAUUCCACAAAACAUAAUGCAAAGCAUGUGCCCUGUACAAGCCUAAAAUCUUAUGAAAAUACAUAACAUGCUCAUGAGAUAUUUCUUCAUUUCAUAAAAUUAUCCAACACUGUC